Suillus clintonianus is the source of this 1750-nucleotide messenger RNA. Its product is annotated as permease for cytosine/purines, uracil, thiamine, allantoin-domain-containing protein. Gene Ontology annotation, cellular component: plasma membrane. The record is from RefSeq and is a predicted model, not a curated record. Bases 1 to 1638 code for a protein of 545 amino acids. Gene Ontology annotation, molecular function: nucleobase transmembrane transporter activity. Gene Ontology annotation, biological process: nucleobase transport; transmembrane transport. The transcript is spliced from 13 exons. Lineage: Eukaryota; Fungi; Basidiomycota; Agaricomycetes; Boletales; Suillaceae.
AUGGGCUUGAUCAACAGGAUCAUCCAAAGCCUCGAAGUCACUCAUGAGCCCAAUCUCACGCUCACCGAGCAGCUCAUUACCAACGAAGAUUUGCUGCCUGUCGAACCAGAUAAACGAACAUGGCGCGGAUACAACUACGUUGCAUUCUGGAUAGCAGACAUGUUUAAUAUAAACAUGUGGGUGAUCGUAUCCUCCAUGAUACAACUAGGAAUGUCGUGGUGGCAAGCCUGGAUAUGCGUAUGGCUGGGUUACAGCAUUACCACGCCUUUCCUUGUCCUGAAUGCGCGUCCUGGGGCCAUUUUCCAUGUGACAUUCCCAAUCGUGAACCGUACGAGCUUCGGGAUGUUUGGGAGCCUGUGGUGUGUAUUUAAUCGCGCUGCUAUGGCAUGUAUAUGGUAUGGUGUUCAAGCUAGCCUGGGCGGUUCCUGUAUGCUCGUAAUGCUCAGAGCAAUUUGGCCUAGCAUAAACGACCUGCCAAAUUCAAUGCCCGCGUCCUCUGGGACAAACACUCGAGAUUUCUUGUGCUUCUUCCUCUUCUGGCUCAUUUCACUGCCGGUCAUUUGGUUUCCUGUGCACAAGGUCCGCCACUUCUUCCUCGUGAUGCCCAUCCUGAUGCCCAUAGCCUCAAUCACAUUCCUCAUAUGGUGCGUCGUGAAAGCUGACGGAAUCGGCCCAAUCGUACACCAACCUUCCACACUGCACGGAUCAAAGCUGGGCUGGGCUAUGGUAGUCAGUUCUAUGUCAUGCAUCAGCAAUAAGGUGACACUUGUCACAAACGCACCGGACUUCGCCUCCCGCGCUCGCACCCCAUCGGCCGCGCUAUACCCACAAUUGUUUACGUUUCCUCUAACUGCCUCGUUUGUGUGUUUGAUCGGAAUCCUCGUGAGCUCGUCAUCGCAGGCAAUUUACGGGAUCGCCAUCUGGUCGCCCAUUGAACUCCUGGGAAAUUUCUUGAAUGACAAUCCAUCGAAAGCCUCAAGAUUCGGGGUAUGGUUUAUCUCGGCGUCAUUCAUGCUUGCACAGAUGGGCACGAAUAUCUCUGCGAACUCGGUGUCGGCAGGAUGCGAUCUGACCGCACUGUUCCCUCGUUUUAUUAAUAUCCGACGUGGCGGGUAUAUUGCUGCUACCGUCGGCCUCGCCAUGUGUCCAUGGAACAUCCUGAAAAACAGUAACGAGUUUACCUCUUACCUCUCUGCAUAUUCAGUAUUCCUAAGCUCCAUUGCUGGGGUAAUGGUGACGGAAUACUACAUUGUCCGCAAGGGUCAUUAUAACGUGAAGGACCUUUAUAAUACCGAGAAGGGCAGCUGGUACUGGUACACGUAUGGGAUUAACUUCCGGGCAUACGCCGCGUAUAUCGCCGGAAUCCUUAUCAAUGUUGUCGGUUUCGCUGGAGCUACUGGGCGGACAGUCCCUCUAGCAGCUACCCGGAUAUACGAGUUGUCGUUCUUUACGGGCUUUGGGGUUUCUUCAGUCGUCUAUUGGGCGCUAAACCGCGUAUUCCCCGUUGUCGGCGCUGCGGACAUGUUCAAGGAGAUCGACGUGUCUGGUUAUGAAUGUCAGGCAGGUGAUUCGCGGGAUGUUGAGGAAAUGGACAUAGAUUCGAAGGACGUGGGAUCAGAGACUGCGAGCGAAAGAUGAGAAGGAAAGCCAAGAGGAAACAAUGGCGAGAGGGUAAUGUCAUUGUUAAUUACCACAAAGGUAGUACACCUCGUCAUAUUUUGUUGGUUCACGAAAGCUUCUAGCUGCACUG